Messenger RNA from Cryptomeria japonica (Japanese cedar), 630 nucleotides. Its product is annotated as E3 ubiquitin-protein ligase RDUF1-like. The coding region runs from base 1 to 630 and encodes 209 amino acids. The record is from RefSeq and is a predicted model, not a curated record. The transcript has a single exon. NCBI's taxonomy places the organism in Eukaryota, Viridiplantae, Streptophyta, Pinopsida, Cupressales, Cupressaceae. Gene Ontology annotation, biological process: ubiquitin-dependent protein catabolic process. Gene Ontology annotation, molecular function: zinc ion binding; ubiquitin protein ligase activity.
AUGCCCCGGGUAAGUCUAACAUACGAAAGGCGGAGACGACGUGAAAGAAGAGAUCAAUCGCGGCAAUUUCUAGGGCUUACGUCGGGGCAAGAACAAGUCCCCAGAAUAGAUAUUAGACCUCAAAACAUAGAUGAAGAAUCUCGUAGUUUUGCAGCGUUUCGUAGAGAUGUAGACGUGGCUCUCACAUUCCGUGAAAUAACCCAAAUAGGAAGAGAACGAAGAAGAGAAGAAUUCAUUCACAGUUCAAGGAGGAGUUUUCUUAGUGAUGAAGCAAGGGAUAGUUUAAUUAGACCCUUUGAAAACGUGUAUCGAAGGAGACAUCGAAGCAGAGAUGUAGAAUUUCGCCCUGAAACAACCCAACUUGAGGUUGCGACUGAAGAUAUGACGAGGGAGGCGCGACUGUUUAUGGCCGCCUUUGACACCAUAAAAGUAUCUGUUGUUCAUAUUAAUGAAGUUCCUGUCUGUGUGAUUUGUCUUACUGAAUAUAUGGUGGGAGAAGAUGCCUCACAAAUGCCAUGUCACAAGAAUCAUAUAUUCCACCCGGACUGUCUUUACCAAUGGUUAGAAAGGAAGAGAAGCUGUCCACUCUGUAAAGCGAUGGUUUCUUAUCCAUUGCCACCACCCGCUUGA